Messenger RNA from Colletotrichum aenigma, 1026 nucleotides. It is a transcript of the gene ATG27, whose product is annotated as Autophagy-related protein 27. The record is from RefSeq and is a predicted model, not a curated record. The coding region runs from base 1 to 1026 and encodes 341 amino acids. The transcript has 3 exons. NCBI's taxonomy places the organism in Eukaryota, Fungi, Ascomycota, Sordariomycetes, Glomerellales, Glomerellaceae.
AUGCAUUUCCCUCGACCGCAAGCAGCUCUUCUGCUAGCCUUCCUCUUCUCCUCGCCGGCAUUGGCGGCCACCAUCGACUGCGAACACAUCCGCGUAGACGAUGUUUCCUUCAACCUAAAGGCCCUGGGAGGCCCGCACAGCGUCGUGACUAGCCGGUGGCACCCCCCAACCUUCACGAACACGUCCUACACCGUCGAUAUCUGCAAGCCUCUGAAGCGGAAAGGGGACGUCAAGAAGGACGAGCAGUGCCCCAACGGCACGCGAGUCUGUGCCAUUGAGCGCACCGUCCACCCGGGCAACGACAAGGACAAGGACGAGGUCGAGAAGGUGAUUCCGAUCGCCGGCGAGCUGCAAGACGUGGGCGGCAAGCCUCUCGAUGCCAAGGUCGAGCGUCUCAAGUCCAGCGACUCCAACUCGGACGCGAAGGAAGGCCUCCGGCUCAUCCUGAACGGCGGCUCCUACCCCUUGACCAGAAGCGGCAGGAAACAGAAGGCCAUCAUCGAGUUCAUCUGCGACCGCGAGAAGACGGGUCUCGAGGGAGAGGUCACCUCGGAAGACCAGUACGAUACUGCCACGAAACUGCGCGCACGUGAUGACAAUGACGACAAGGACAAGGAUAAGGACGGCGAUGGGCCAUCACCCGACGAGAAGCAGAUUAUGGGAAACGGCACUGCCUUGAUCUGGGACAGCUACGGUCCUGCCGAGGGAGAUUUUGACGUCUUGAGAAUGACUUGGCAUACAAAGUACGCCUGCGAAGACGCGCGCGACAAGCCUGAUGAGAACGGUGACGCGAGCAGCCACUGGGGCUUCUUUACUUGGUUUGUCGUCUUGGCUUUCCUCGGUACCGCCGCAUACCUCAUCUUCGGCUCCUGGCUGAACUACAACCGAUACGGUGCUAGAGGCUGGGAUCUUCUGCCUCACGGAGACACGAUCAGGGACAUCCCGUACUUGGUGAAGGACUGGACACGCAGUGUCCUGAACACGGUGAACGGCAGCGGCAGCCGAGGCGGCUACAGUGCCGUCUAA